CUGCCAACCUAAGCGCCGGUCCUUCCGCCGCCAUCCACGUCCCAUAGAAACACACACCAUCGCGCUGCAUUUAAUCAUGAGCUUUACAGUGGAAGAGAGGGGCAACCCGAACACCCUGUCCUACCGCCUGUUCUUCAAAAAUGUGGAAGGCAACUAUAUCUCACCAUUCCACGACAUCCCUAUGUGCGCAGAUGAGGCGCAGAAUAUCUUUAACAUGGUUGUUGAAGUGCCAAGAUGGACAAACGCAAAGAUGGAGAUUGCUACCAAAGACCUCCUGAAUCCAAUCAAGCAAGAUGUAAAGAAAGGCAAGUUGCGAUAUGUUGCCAACAUUUUCCCACACAAAGGUUAUAUAUGGAACUAUGGGGCCAUUCCUCAGACCUGGGAGGACCCAGCACAUAAGGAUGACGAUACGAGCUGCUGUGGAGACAAUGACCCAAUUGACGUCUGUGAAAUUGGCAGCAGGGUGUGUUCUCGUGGUGAGGUCAUCAAAGUGAAGGUUCUGGGGGUGCUGGCCAUGAUUGACGAGGGAGAGACUGAUUGGAAAGUGAUUGCAAUCAAUGUAGACGACCCUGAAGCUAGCGAAUUUAACAGCAUCAGUGAUGUGAGGCGUCUGAAGCCUGGGUACCUUGAGGCUACAGUGGACUGGUUUAGAAGGUACAAAGUGCCAGACGGAAAACCAGAGAACUGCUUUGCCUUCAAUGGGGAGUUUAAAGACAAGGACUUUGCCAUUAAUGUAAUCAAGAACACUCAUACUUUUUGGAAAAACCUCAUUAGUCAGAAGUCCAAAGCUGGAGAAUUGAACUGUAAAAACACAAGCGUCUCCGAGGGCAACAGUCCUUUCUGCUGUUCAGCGGAUGAGGCCAAGGCUGCUGUUGGAGAGACAUGUCCAUGUGGGAAAGGGGACCCCAUUCCUUCAACAGUUGACAAAUGGUUCUACAAAUGAGACACACUUGAGGAUGCAUGGCGUUUAAACCCUACUCUAUGGUCUUAGGAACAGUGGGAGACUAGAUUUUUGCUUUGGAUGGCGAGAAACUGUAAAGUGUUAGAUAAUGUACAUUAACUCAAAAUAAUGUGUAGACUUAUGAUGCAUUCAUAUUAUGACCAAUUAACCUAACAAGAGGAGACUUUAGUGUUUGAUUAUAACUUAGGAGAUGUGCUGUCAGAUCAUGAAGGUACCCAAAUCCUACUUCUGAUGUGAAACUGCUUUAAUAAAGUGUUCUGGAUUAC
This is a messenger RNA of Periophthalmus magnuspinnatus, 1227 nucleotides long. RefSeq names its product inorganic pyrophosphatase 1b (gene ppa1b). Gene Ontology annotation, biological process: phosphate-containing compound metabolic process. Gene Ontology annotation, molecular function: magnesium ion binding; inorganic diphosphate phosphatase activity. NCBI's taxonomy places the organism in Eukaryota, Metazoa, Chordata, Actinopteri, Gobiiformes, Gobiidae. The record is from RefSeq and is a predicted model, not a curated record. Bases 77 to 943 code for a protein of 288 amino acids. The transcript is spliced from 11 exons. Gene Ontology annotation, cellular component: cytoplasm.